This is a messenger RNA of Closterium sp. Naga37s-1, 714 nucleotides long. NCBI's taxonomy places the organism in Eukaryota, Viridiplantae, Streptophyta, Zygnematophyceae, Desmidiales, Closteriaceae. The record is from the annotation of a GenBank genome assembly.
AUGGCUCUCCCACUCUACUCAUCUCACUCUCAUUCCCACGCCCCCAUGCUUUCCUUCUCCAACCAUCUCAGUAUUCCUUUCCCCCCCCCCUCCCUCUCCCUCUGCCUCUGCCUCUCCCUCUCCCUCUCCCUCUGCCUCUCCCUCUCCCUCUCCCUCUCCCUCUCCCUCUCCCUCUCCCUCUCCCUCUCCCUCUCCCUUUCCUUCUCCCUCUCUAUCCUCCAACGUUCCGAUGCUUGUUGGCCUUUCCCUCCUCCCUCUUUCUCUCCCUUCAACUCGUCUGCUUCUCUUUUCCCCCCCGCUACUCCUGGCUUCACUCCCUUCCCCCUGCUUCCACUCUCCAUCAUUCUCUCCCUACAGUCCGCCUGCUUCUCUUUUCCCCUGCCACUUCUCCUUAAAUCGCGCACCUUCCUCCUUCCGUUCCCUAUCUUUCUCUCCCUUUAUUCCUCGCCUCCCACUUUUCCUUCCCUUCCCUUGCCCCAUCCCCUUCCCUCGCUCCAUCCCCCUCCUCGCCCCAGUCCAUCCCCCCCCUCGCCCCAGUCCAUCCCCCCGCGCCAUCCCCUUCCCUCGUGUUCUUUCUCCUCGCCCCAUUCUGUUCCCUCUUCUCUAUCACUCCCCUUACUCACACCAGCUGCUUUCUCUUUCUUCCCUGAAUUCACUCAUCUGGCACUUACACACCCACAUACCUACCCACAUGCGGUACCACCCUCUAUAUAG